Myripristis murdjan (pinecone soldierfish) is the source of this 697-nucleotide messenger RNA. It is a transcript of the gene tmed1a, whose product is annotated as transmembrane p24 trafficking protein 1a. The record is from RefSeq and is a predicted model, not a curated record. NCBI's taxonomy places the organism in Eukaryota, Metazoa, Chordata, Actinopteri, Holocentriformes, Holocentridae. Bases 1 to 663 code for a protein of 220 amino acids. The transcript has 4 exons.
AUGAAAGGAGCUGCAAAACUGUUUUUACUGGCAUGUCUUGUGGAGUUGACUUUGGGCUGGAGACAAAACCAAGACACAGAAUUCACAUUUCUGUUACCUGCUGGCAGCACAGAGUGUUUUUACCAAACCACAGUGAAAAACUGGAGCAUAGGAGUGGAGUACCAGGUGAUAGCAGGGGCAGGCCUGGAUGUCGGCUUCACCCUCAUCUCACCCAGUGGAUACCGGCUGGCCUCCGACUUCAGGAGAUCUGAUGGCACCCACACGGUGCAUCCCACGGAAGAUGGAGACUACCGCUUGUGUUUUGACAACAGCUUCAGUAAGCGGUCAGAGAAGAUGGUGUUCUUUGAGGUGAUCAUUGAUAGCGGGAACGACGGAGGACACGAGGAGUGGGCGGACGUGGCCACACCAGAGAGCAUGGUGGAUUACAAGCUGGAGGACAUCAGGGCAAGCAUGGACUCAGUUCACCGGCACCUGGAGAGGAGCCGUCAGGCCCUGGUGAUGCUGCGGGCGUUUGAGACUCGGGACCGCUACCUUCUGGAGGACAACCUGUGGCGGGUGUCCUUCUGGUCCUGCAUCAACCUGCUCGUCAUGCUAGCCGUAGCUGCCACUCAGAUCUACACUCUACGACGGCUCUUUGAUGACAAAAAGAGGGUCUGUACGUAGUAACUCAUGGCACAACUGCUUCCUUAGCUUUAAG